AUGGCGGCAUCGGACCACUCCGAUGAUGAGUCGUCCAUUCAACACAAUGGACUAUUCCCCAGUUUAAACCACGGCCAUGGGCUCAAAAAGCAAGCGGAUGACUCCGAUAACGACGACGAAGAAGGAGAUGAAGAAAAAGAGCAAGAACAAGAAGCAGAAGAUUCAAUAAACGAGUUAAGAAACACAUUCAAGAAAAAUACAUCUCAUCAUAUAGAUUUAGAAGAAGUCGACUUGUCUGAGCUACUGCUGCAGACUUUAGAAUCAGUUCAAGCGAGUGAAGACGACGUUAGCUUAGACUCGAGUAUCAUUAACAACAUGGCUGAUGACGUCAACGUCGGCGCCGACGCCAGCGAGCAAGGCAAGUUCAAGUUUGUCCGGAUGUAUGAAAGGACUGUGAAGCAAACGAAACGAGAGAAAUCAGCCCAUGGCAUCAUUGACUUGAUGAAAACCGAUGGAGAUAUACCUUUGCAGACGUUAAACUCGAGCGAGUCGUCCGUCUUUGAGUUGUCCAAGCUACAUGACUUUGAUAGAUUUGUGAAAGAAACCGCGUUGAAUGACAGAAUCCUGCGACGAGUUUCAAUGCGAAAACUCAAUGUGCCCGACAAUAACACUUUGUUGCUCGUGAAUGAACAGGAUCUAGCUGGCCGUUUUUACGCGGGGAACGAGGCUUCAACCGCUGAAAUCCGAAAGAAAAACUGGGUAAAGCAGCACCCAAAGAGAGAUACAAAGAAUAAACUACACGAGCACGAGCACGAGCACGUGGUACAAAGCGACCUCAGCGGGCUCUAUUUCCCCAUGUCAAGCAGCACCGGUGGUGGCAAGGAAAGUGAAGCAGCGCGAUUGCAUCGAGGAUUAAGCGUGCGACACUUGCAAAUGAUCUCGCUUGGCGGAACCAUUGGCGUUGGCUUGUUUCUAAACUCGGGCAAGGCCAUCAACAUUGCAGGCGGCUUGGGAGCGUUGCUUGCCUUCAUCUUUGUCGGCUUGGUCGUGUUGGCGACCCUCUUGUCCUUUGCUGAGAUGGUCACGUUCGUGUCUGUCGUUGAUGGAGUAUCUGGGCUAUCCAGCCGCUUCGUCGAUGAUGCCUUUGGCUUUGCAACAGGGUGCCUAUACUCGCUCAGUUUCUCAUUCGUACGUAAAGUGUUGUACUUUAACAGUUUUCAGUUGUCAGUUUCAUUUUUUUUUUUACAAAUAUACUAACAGACAAUCUUUUUUUUUUUUGGUAUUUUUUAGGGGGUUGCAGGAGAAGUUGUAGCAGGGGUAAUCAUGUUGUCGUAUUUUUCAGAAUUGAAAACCGCAGUUAGCAGAGGGUCUGCAACUGGGUUUGUCACGUUGUUUCUCACUUCUAUCAUUGUAAGCAACUUGAUCGAUGUGAGAGUUUAUGGCGAGAUUGAGUACCUCUCAAGCCUCAUCAAGCUUUUGUGGGCAGUGGUGAUGAUGAUUGCAAUGAUCGUGUUGAACCGAGGCGGGUUCGGUGGUCCCGUUUUAGGGUUCCGAUAUUGGGAUUAUCUGAAGUCCGAUUUUGAGUCAAACAUCAUAUUUGGGCCCUUUCGAGCGUCUUUUAAUUUGCACGAUAGUGGAACUAGCCCGCCUUCGCAGGGGAUAGGCGGGAACCUUGGGCGGUUUUUGUCGCUCCUUACCGCGGUUUUGGUGGUGUGCUAUGCCUACAGCGGCACUGAGAUUGUUUGCAUUGCCGCAUGUGAGGCCAAGAAUCCCCGCAAGGCAUUGCCCUCGGCCACGAGACGAGUGUUUUGGAGAAUCGUCAUUUUUUACUGCUUGUCUACAUUCUUGGUGUCGUUGAACAUCUACGCCGGCGACCCUCGUAUUUUGCGCUACCAGCUGGGGUUGACCGGCAUCAAGCUGGAUGAGUUUGCUACAAAUGUCGCUAUCCAGGCAGUAGGUGGUGUCCACUGCAACGCGGAAUCAAUGGUCUUUGCCGGAUACGGAAGCGGUGCUCAAAGCCCCUGGGUGGUUGCUCUUCAAAGUGCCGGGGCUUGCAAGUUCAGCACCGCAGCCAACGUGUUUUUGGUGUUUUUCGCGGUGAGUUGUGGCAAUGCCCAGUUGUAUGUCAGUUCCCGAACGAUUUACUCGCUUGCGUUGCAAAAAAAAGUGCCCAAGUUCUUAACUUAUUGCAGCCGCAACGGGAUACCGUAUAAUGCUGUGUUGCUUGCAAGCUCGUUUGGAUUUCUCUCUUAUACGUGCGUGUCGCAGUCGGCCACGAAUGUGUUUCAGAACUUGACCAGUGUCAUUGCUUCGUCGGGGAUCUUUGUAUGGUUUGCCAUGUGUUUGACCUUCAUACGCUUCUACUACGGCUUGAAACGCAGACCAGAUAUCAUGGGCAGAGACGACAAGUUUUACCCGUUCAAGUCGCCGCUACAGCCCUAUACUGCCAUCUUUGGCAUGGUGCUGACGGCGAUUAUCAUGCUUGCGAUGGGCUUUGUGGUGUUUUUAAAAGACGAAUGGGACACCAUGUUUUUUUUUGCCAGCUAUGGCCCGCUCAUGACCUUUGCUGCGCUCUACGUUGGCUAUAGACUCAUCAAGGGAACGACUACUCCUAGCUUGGACAGAUUGGAUUUCGAUUCAGGAAGAACAGAGAUGGACCGAUAUAUCUGGGAUGGUGGAAAUGAGUACAACAGGAGGAGCUUCAAGGAAGUGUUGCUGAAAUGGUUGUCGUAUUUUACAUAG
Lodderomyces beijingensis is the source of this 2682-nucleotide messenger RNA. Lineage: Eukaryota; Fungi; Ascomycota; Pichiomycetes; Serinales; Debaryomycetaceae. The record is from the annotation of a GenBank genome assembly.